AUGCCUCCCGAAGAACUUACACCUGGUGGCGCCAAGGCCAUAUCGGACGACCCUCGUCUGGAGAAUGAGCCUCUGGUUUCGGAUGAUGAACAGGAUUGGGCAAUCACAUUGCGAUCUCUUUUCGGCGAUGAUGAAGUCGACUUGACCACGUAUCCCUCGCCCUUCCCCACCCCGCACUCCGAGGCCAAGGAUACUUGGGAACGAAUCAAGAAAAGUUACGAUGUGAAUAGUAAGGGUAUGGAAUCCAUCAUGAACAUGCUCGGUAUCGAAGAGGCAAAGCUUCGCGUGGUAGAGAUUGCUUUCAGAAUUACGACUGCAAUUGCUGGUAGAGGAGUUGUCCCCUUGCCAGAAGAGCUUUGCGUCGAAUUCAAAGGAAACUUGGGAGUCGGCAAAAAGUCAAUCGCAGACCAUUACGUUCAAGCUCUUCGGGAUUUGGGUGUAUGUCGCCACCCUCGACCAUACAACCGAAUUUACGUGAAUCAAGGAGGAUCAUCUAAUCAGACGGGCAACAACCCCCUCAAACCGACCUAUGGUUACCUUCCUACAAUUGAUAAAAGUUACGAUGGUGUUGCUGUCACCCUGGUCACUCCACAAGAUAAUGAUCCAACAUCAAAUGUAGUCAAGCAAUUCAUCCCGCCUAUGGUUAUUUAUCUCCAGGAUUUUGCCGAGUACGAGCUUUACCAACUCUUCGUGAAGGAAUUAUCCCAGAAGUUCGAAGACAGAGUCGAAUUCCAAGGAUUCGCUAUCAACGGCCUGCCAGUAAAGAUACUCAUCAAACGGAUUGCUAAGAAUCAAGAAGCUCUCAAGAAUGGCACUACCUAUGCAAUCAAGAGUCUUGUUCUCGAUAUCAUAAAGCGCCAACACACUCGACUAUUUGAGGAGAUCAAGACUAACAAGCGUGCCAGAGCUCGUGUCCUUACCCAAGAAGAUCUACUCGGUCCUCCUCCUUCGCGAGCCCUAGAAGAUCAUCCAGCUUGGAAGAAGCUUAACUCCAUGAUAGGCCUAGAAUCAGUGAAGACUGCGGUCAAGUCUUUGAUUCUCCAAUUGCAUUGGAACUACAAUCGAGAACUUGCAGAACAGUUACCGGUUAAGAUUUCCCUCAAUCGAGUCUUCCUAGGAAACCCAGGCACGGGAAAGACAACCGUUGCCAAGCUCUACGCGGAGAUGCUGGCUGCUGCCGGAUUCUUAUCAACCUCGGAGGUCAUGGUUCGAAACCCCUCCGACUUUCUCGGCACUUACUUCGGCGAGUCAGAGAAUAUAACCAGAGAGAUUCUAGCGGAAGCAAGAGGCAAAGUUUUGGUGAUCGAUGAGGCAUACAUGCUAGGCAGUGGUGACUAUGAUAGUGUCGAUAGCUAUCGAACUGCCGUGAUCGAUACUCUCGUCGGCGAAAUCCAGGGCGACAAUAACGAAGACCGAUGUGUUCUGCUCCUCGGAUACCGCGAGCAAAUGCAGAAAAUGUUUCGAAAAAGCAACCCAGGUCUUGCUCGCAGAUUCCCCAUGUCGUCGGCAUUCCAAUUCGAGGACUACACAAAGGAGGAGAUUCGCGAGAUACUCGAGCUGAAGCUAGCCCAAGAUGGCUUGAAGGCUAGCGAUGAAGCGAAACAAGUUGCCAUGGAAGUGCUAGAGCGCGCGCGAAACUCCCCAACGUUUGCCAAUGCUGGAGAGGUCGAUAUUCUCUUGACCCGAGCAAAGGAAAGACAGCAUACUCGACUUGCUGACCUAGGAAAUCCUUCUGAAGAAUCCUUGCAGACACUCGAGCCUAGUGAUAUGGAUAAGGACUUUAACCGAAUUGACGGCGCGGCGGCCGAUAUUAAGGAGUUGUUCAGUGGCAUGAUCGGUACCGAAUCUCUUGUGGAGAAAUUGCAAGGAUACCAGAAGAUUGUCAAGAACGCGAAGGAGCUCAAUCUCGGCGAUCCUAGAGAGUUUAUUCCCUUCAACUACAUCUUCCGCGGCCCUCCGGGCACCGGUAAGACUACAACAGCCAGAAAGAUGGGCAGAGUCUUUUACGACAUCGGAUUUACCGCAUCGGCCGAGAUUGUCGAGUGUUCUGUGUCAGAUCUGAUCGGAAAAUACAUAGGACAGACCGGACCCAAGGUUCGAAAGGUUUUUGAGAAAUCACUCGGCAAGGUCCUGCUCAUCGACGAAGCCUAUCGCCUCUCAUCCGGGUCUACGUCCUCGUACGCCUCAGAGGCAGUCGGCGAGAUAAUCAGUCUCCUGACCCAAGAAAGGUACAAAAACAGACUCGUCGUUAUUCUCGCAGGCUACCACAAUGAAAUGAACAAGUUCCUAGCAACCAACCCCGGUCUUAGCAGCCGAUUCCCGGACACCAUCGACUUCAAGAACUUGACUUCCCGAGAAUGCCGCGAUCUGCUGUUUAAUUCGCUUAGGCCGAAGACUGCUUUUGAUAUGGAGAGGAUGGCGAGCUGGCAAAAGCUCGAUCAAUUGUUUAAGGAGCUAAGCGAGCUGCCCUUCUGGGGUAAUGCGCGCGAUAUCGAGACCCUAGUGAAGAACAUCAUGUCAACGGCGCUGAUGAAUGGUACCGUGGGUCGCGACCUGGUUUCGCGGGAGGUGGAGAAGAUGCUGGAGGAACGCCGAAACCGAGCUAGAUACCGGAAACGAAAGCCAGCUCAGCCUUAAGGUGCGGCUCCCUACCUACAUUAGAU
Messenger RNA from Annulohypoxylon maeteangense, 2663 nucleotides. Its product is annotated as ATPases of the AAA+ class. Gene Ontology annotation, molecular function: ATP hydrolysis activity; ATP binding. Lineage: Eukaryota; Fungi; Ascomycota; Sordariomycetes; Xylariales; Hypoxylaceae. The coding region runs from base 1 to 2637 and encodes 878 amino acids. The transcript has a single exon. The record is from RefSeq and is a predicted model, not a curated record.